AUGAGUUCUGUCGGUGAAGAUAGACGAUCCGAGGUAGCACUUGCUCGCGAAUUGUUCGACUCCUUCAUGUCGCGCAGUUUGGCUCAGCUCACCUAUCCCUUCAUGGAGGAGGUCGAUCCCGAAGCACUUGGCCUUAAGGACUACCGAUCAAUCGUAACGGAACCAAUGUGGCUCAAGCGAAUGGGUGAAAAAUUUGACCAGGGCGUGUAUCGAAAUAUUCGUGAAUUUGUUUGCGAUUUUCGACUGAUGUUGCUGAAUUGCUACCGAUAUAAUGGGGUCACAUCACGUAUCGGUCGAAUGGCUGAAAAAAUGGAACUGCUGUUUGAGCAAAAACUACAACUGAUGCCACCAGAUAUUCGAGCAAAAUCAUCUAUUCAAGCUACAUUGGGCUCAGGUACUACGGAGGAUGAGCUGUCCGAUUGCGGUCUACCUCGACGUCGCAGCUCAAAUCGUUUAUUCGUGUCCGGCGAUUCUCGACAGUUGACACCUAUGCGUGCGAUCAUGGACGAACUGGAACAUGCAAUUCAGCCCGGUAGCGGUGGUGUGACCGCCUCACUUAUCCCCGGUCCGAAUGACUCGUCCGGUUUUUCUACUUCCACAUCCGGUCCGCAAUCAAUGAGUGCGGCCACUAGUUCGGAGGAGCGAGUUGCUAUUUUGGUUGCUCGAUUAAGUUUGUGGCGUGUUCGUAGGCUGGAGGAGGCUUUGCUAUCUACUUGGGCCACAUGGUGGAACGAUCAGGGAGGUCCGAUUGGACAGGAAAUUACGGAUCAUACACCCGAGCUACUAGAAGCCUAUCAGUUUUUAUGGCUUUCUGACCCAUUUCUCGGAAUCAGUGACUCACUGGCUUACUGCAGUCGCCUCACGCAACACGACGGACAUAUCAAUCAGCCGAUGGACCAAAACUCACGUGGCCUUUGCCUGUUCGACCUUGAACUCGCUUUUUCCGUUGCUCCGCAAGCUAGUCAGUUGUUAGCCACAUGCAUGACUAUUCUGUUAGCUACACCGAAAGAGAGAGGUCAGUUCGUGGCCGCCUUGUCGAACGCCACAAGUGCAUCGACUUGCAAUGACGAUACCGCUGCAGACGCAUCUAAUUCCAGCGGACGGCGUUCCCGAGCCGGUGCGAACAACCUUUUGGCUAGCGUAAAACCGCUUCCUUACAGGGUUUGGGAACGAAGAUUGGCAGCUCGGGUGGAAUCGUGGUACCGCGUCCUGUGGGAUCGAGGAAAGGGGCGUCUGCUAUCAGUGAGUUUUUUAUUACACAAAAUGUAG
This is a messenger RNA of Echinostoma caproni, 1269 nucleotides long. Lineage: Eukaryota; Metazoa; Platyhelminthes; Trematoda; Plagiorchiida; Echinostomatidae. The record is from the annotation of a GenBank genome assembly.